Molecule: messenger RNA, 4447 nt
Organism: Pungitius pungitius (ninespine stickleback)
Lineage: Eukaryota; Metazoa; Chordata; Actinopteri; Perciformes; Gasterosteidae
Gene: mlxip
Product: MLX interacting protein
Exons: 17
Coding region: 295-2895 (866 amino acids)
Biological process (GO): positive regulation of transcription by RNA polymerase II
Cellular component (GO): RNA polymerase II transcription regulator complex
Molecular function (GO): protein dimerization activity; DNA-binding transcription factor activity
Source: RefSeq, a predicted model, not a curated record
CGGGCAGAAAACAGUCCGCAAGCUGCUUUUUUUUUGGUCAGCUGGUCGCCGCAACUCCCAGCUACGUCCACUAACGCUGUCUUACAAGUCAACAAGUUCACUUGCGCUAUAAAUUGCCUACAACUUAAAACAUGAGUGAACCGGGACCUCUACACGGCGCCAAGUUGACAAACUUUAACCAAGAGGCCGCUACAGCCGCGUAUUCUCUGCGAGCCCGAUGAAAGCGAGGUUUUUUUUUGUCCUAGCUUGCUGGCUAACAUUAGCUAUUUGUCCCCCGGUUACCGAGUUACCGACAUGGCUGCGAGAGAGACCAAUUCACGGCAGACGUAUCGUCGCCCACCCUCGAGGAUAAAGACGGAGCAGGACGACGACUCGGACUCGGAGACCCACCUGAUGGCCCUGAAGCGGCUGGACAAGCUGGAGUCUCAGAUCAUCCACAGCGGACACUUCAUGGUGUCAUCGCCGCAUAUCGAGCACCCUCCGAAGAAAGGCUAUGACUUCGAUACUGUCAACGAGCAGACCUGUCGCACCUAUCGAUUUGGCAACGCGAGGAUGUCACAUCUCUCCAUAGAUGCUUCACUGACCAAACUUUUUGAGUGCAUGACUCUCGCGUACAGUGGUAAUUUGGUGUCUCCCAAAUGGAAGAACUUCAGAGGUCUCAAACUGCUUUGGAGAGACAAGAUCCGCCUCAACAACGCUAUUUGGAGGGCCUGGUAUAUGCAGUAUGUGGAGAAAAGGGAGAAUCCGGUUUGCCACUUUGCAACUCCCCUGGAUGGCAGUAUGGACGUAGUAUGGAACAUCCAGCGCUCUGCAGAGGGUUCUGCCAUGGAUGGGAUAUGCUGGAAAAGACGAAUUGAAAUCGUUAUCAGAGAGUACCACAAGUGGAGAACAUACUUUAAAAAAAGGUUACAAAAGCAUAAGGAUGAUGACCUCUCAAGCUUGCUUAAGGGACCUGAGGAGCAGCUACUGCUGUUCGGGGAAGUCUCUCCAGACAUGCUGCGUGUCUCCUCUUAUCAGGACGAGGACACUGCCGUGCGCCGGCUGCCUCGGCGGCACAACGAAACCCCCGCCCCCAUGGAGAUGGACCCCCUCUUUGAUAUGGAUGUUCUGAUGUCUGAGUUUUCAGACACGUUGUUCUCCACGUUGGCCUCGCACCAGCCCAUAGCCUGGCCUAACCCACGGGAGAUUGCACAUGCAGGGAACGCAGACAUGAUCCAACCAGGACUCAUCCCUUUACAACCCAACCUGGACUUCAUGGACUCUUUUGACCCGCUGCAAGACUUAUUUCACAGCCUCCGUCAGCCCGCCUUCCCCUCUGUUUCACCCACUGCACCACCUGUCACCCUUCAACCCAGCAGCAGCUCACAGUCACAGGCCCUCUUAAUGUCCUCCAUGCUCACAAGCGACAACAUCUCCCCUCCUGGCCACCUGCCCCUCCCCUCUCCCAUGGCCAGUCCAACAGAGGGUGGUGGUGGUGCUGCAGCAUAUGAACAGAACUACCUACCUCUGUUUCCAGGGCAUGUGGCGCCCAGUGAUCAAGCAGCAAGUCCCUCAGUCCGUCCGCCGUUAUCCCAUGAUCCUCUGUCCCAGUGUCAUCCAGGUCAGGACUCGGCGUCGGCAGCCUCCAUGGUUCCGUCGCCCUUGGACGACGCCUCAGCUCAGGAUGAGGCUGUAGAACCACCUGUGAUUACCCACAAGACCCCCGCUGUCAAACCCAGCGACACGGCAUCCACCUUCAGCCAUGCCUCCGGCUACGGCUCCAUAUCCACACAGCCUCCUCCUUCUCCACUUCAGCCCAUGGCUCCAUUACCUGCCACGCCUGUCCAACACCCGCAGACGUUUGCCCUGCCACGCCCCUUUUACUCACCCAGCGCCACCAAAAACCGCCCCGUGCAAAGGAUUGCCCCCGCGAACACCCUCCCCUCCUCCAUCCUCCUCCGCACAGCAACCCCUUUCCAAGGUCACACCAGUGCUGUGAUCGUUACACCAUCGCCUCUAAAAGCAGACGUGGUCCAUAACACUGGAGUGGUCAUCACUCCUUCUCAACUUGGAGGGACUCCUGGAUUUCACGUCUUACCUCAGACACAGAAGUCUCCUCUGCCGAUUGUCCCCAAAGAGAAAUCUUCCAGCCGCAGAAGUCAGAAAGCGGCCUCUGCUGUCGGUCACAGUCAGCCGGGAUCAGGUCAAGGAUCACCGCAUGGCUUAGAUCAAGUUUCUAGUCCCCAGUCACUGAUCAGCAGCAGCAUUACACCGCUGGUAAAGAAUGAACAAAAUCAGAGCCGGAGGACAACAUACAUAUCUGCAGAGCAAAAGAGGCGAUCAAACAUAAACAUUGGCUUUAAAACACUCUGCAAUAUGGUUCCGACCUUAAAGUCACAAUCAAAUAUGAGUAACGCAGUCACGUUGCAGAAGACUGUGGAUCACAUUUGGAAGCUCCAGCAGGAGAGACAGCAAGUGCUGGAGGAGGUCAAGAUGCUCCGAGAGGAGAUCGAGGAGAUCAACACCGCCAUCGGCUCGUUCCAGGAACAGUUGCCUGCAACAGGAGUCCCUGUGAGGAGAAACCGCUUGGACCACAUGCAGGAGAAGUUCGAUGAAUAUGUAAAGAAUCGCACUCUUCAGAACUGGAAGUUCUGGAUUUUCAGCAUCAUUAUCAAGCCUCUCUUUGAGUCUUUUAAUGGGAUGGUGUCGACUACGAGCAGGGCAGAGCUCUGUCAGACCACAUUGCAAUGGCUCGAUCGUCACUGUUCUCUCCCAGCGCUCCGACCCAUGGUGCUGAGGACCCUCCGUCAGCUGAGCACCACCACGUCCAUCCUCAGUGAUCCGUCCCUGCUGCCUGAUGAAGCCACACAGGCCGUCACACAGGCCGACGGGUGGCCCUGCUCUCAGAGGCAAUGAGUCAAUCACAAGCUUCAAGUGAAAGGGCUUCUGAACACUUGUUGUUUGCCUGUUUGAACAAUAUAUUUAAAUUUGAAUCCGUUUUAUAAUAUAAAAACACAAUGUUGUUUUGAAAAGGGAAGUAUGUUUUUGCGUGAUUGUUCAUUUUAUUUACACAGUUGUAAAAAGUGAAUGGAUAGCAUAAUUCUUUUAUGUAAAAAAACAGCAUGACUUGAAUGUGGGAUUAUUUCAGAACUGGUUGGCUGCAUAGUUUUGGGCGUUUUGGAAGCUCUGAAACCAAAGGUUUCACAUCAUGAGGUCAAGGUUCGUCUGACACCCGGUGACCCGUGGGCUCUGUGAUUGAUCAUCACAAGAAAGCUGACACCAUAAUUGUCUUUUUCAAUUUACUCAGGUAAAUGUUUAUUAGAGCGUCGACAAUAGUGGUUCCCUGACGGGUUCCCCCUGACGCCCUGAACAACCUUCUCACUACUUUUCUUGCUCUGCCGAGUUCCAGUAAGUGCAACAGUAAAUUGUACCAGAAAGCAAUUGUCUUAAAAACAUGUUACACAAAUGGGUCACAACAAUGGAGAGACGUUAUUUACAGCCCUCAUAGGGAGUACAAUGGAAACAGCAGUGCAGAUCUAUUAAAUACUUCAGUGUAUUCACAGUUUUUCAGGUUCUUGGAUAGAGGCACAGCAGUUGCAGGCGUCUUCCUGUUCCACGAUUGUCACUCAGGGAUGUGCUGGUCAGUGGCAUUUUGUACAAUUCAGCUAUGAACAAAUCAAGUCAGGCUUCAUUACAGCAGGAAAACAUGUCUGUAUAAGGGUACAGCCUGUUGUUUUCUACACUCCUAAAUACACUAAUUGAAAAGGUGUGUUAAUGACGGACAUUAUGAGUAUGUCUUGUGGAAAGGUACAGCACAGGGAAACCGAGUUACUGAAGCCAUAUUUGACAGAGUGCCUAUUGACUGCUUUGAGAAGUAGACAAUGUGCAGAUUUAGUGAGCAUGUCUGUGGAUCAGCCUUAAAGUCAAAGUGCUCUUACUCAGUAUCUGCAGGCUCGAUCAGUGUUGCUCUCUCAUCGUCACUGCGCUGUAGACGUUGAUUCUAAACCCGGUUUACAAUGGCACCACAUUGAUUAUUGUUGAUACCCUGCAGCUUUUUUAGUGUUUUAUUGCGAAUUGCAGAUUGUUUUAAGUUGAUUUUGUAAAUUAGAAAUAAUUUACAUGUUGAUGUAGACUACUCAAUUUACAUUACACCUGAAAAGCAUUCAACACAUUACAGUGAUGAUCAAUUAGGCCUAAUGACCCGAAGUCCCAAUGUGGCACCGUAGCUUGUGUGAUCCUUUUAUUUGUUUAUUUCCUGCUCCGUCUUGGAUUUAAAUAUGUUUGUAAUACCAGGUUGGAUUUCCAACUUGUAGCUUUUUCUGUGAGGGGGGGGUUUGUACCUGAUGAUAAUGUACAGUUUAUAGUUGCAGAUUGGAUCAGUUCAUCAUUUGUUUUAAGAUGUAAAGAUAUUUUGUUCUGCAUCUGAGUGUUUUUUUGUUUAACUUCCAAAGUUCAUGCAGCGAGUUUU